Suillus subalutaceus is the source of this 3779-nucleotide messenger RNA. RefSeq lists its product as uncharacterized. The coding region runs from base 366 to 3632 and encodes 1088 amino acids. NCBI's taxonomy places the organism in Eukaryota, Fungi, Basidiomycota, Agaricomycetes, Boletales, Suillaceae. The record is from RefSeq and is a predicted model, not a curated record. The transcript is spliced from 16 exons.
UGGGUUGGAGUCUUGGAGAUAUAUCACGGUUGGAGAUGAGCCAUUAUGAUGCGCUCACUUAGUAGUCACUACUGCUGUGAUUGUGGCAGUGUUGAGCGAACUUUAAACAAGCUUCGGGUGGUGCAAUAACUUAUCGCAGGCGCCACAAUUAUCUUCAUUUGUCGAGGGGUGACUAUAUGCCGGCCCUUUUUAUCCAGUUAACCCAUAACAAGGAUCUAUAGCUAUAGUGGAGCACACGUUCCAGGCGUCAAGUUCUGCGGAUAUAAACCGAGUUACGAGCUAGCGCUCAUUCAUUAAUCAUCCACUUUGGACACACUUAUCUUCCCUCAUUGUUCAGCGAGCUCUUCCCAUUCGGUACCACCUCCAUGGAUCAUCAAGAGCAAGUCAUAUCUGACACUUUGGUUGAUCAGACGCAGAAGGUGUUGGAUAAUGUCAUAUUAAGUUCAAAUUCGGCGUCAGCUAGAAAGCUCAACCAGUUGGACCGGGCAGAGAAUGUCGUCACGCAGACCACACAACAAAUUAGGUCAGCUUACAACCAAAAUACUGCAGUGAUUCAGGCCGCCGUGGACCUCUCAAAGAAGAGUACGAGUGACUUUCUGGGAGAGGUAAAGAUGGUGGUGGACUCUCUGGAUUCUCUGCAACAUAUCCACCCGUUCGUUGAUGUGGCUAUAAUCCUUUUCAGGGGUGUCGUGAAUCUUGAACUAAACCGAAGAGAGAAUGAUGUUAAAGUUGUGUCAGUCAUAUCUCAGGCAUCCGCUUUGAUGAAUAUGCUUCACCAACUCAAGGGCACUAAAGAGCGCCCUAUCAUAGGACCUCAUGGUGAAAUUCCGGGACCACUUCAACCCGUGUUGAAUGGCAUGAAGCAAGAUAUUGUGGAUUGUGGAAAUGCCAUUGACAAAUUCUACAAGUCGAAGCUCAUGGUGAAACUCUUCAGAUCAUCCCAUUGGGCUAGCGAGUUUGUGAACAUUUGCAACAAGUUUUCCAAGCGUACGCAGGACCUGCAGCUUGCCUUAAGUAUGAGCACGCUGUUGAAAGUUGACAUUAUGAAGGAUACGCUAGAGAAGCUCACGAUCCUCAUCCAGAAGCCGAGCGAACGCGAAUCACGAUUUGAAAAAGAAGUGCAGAAGCGUGGUGGAAGAGAUCAAUGUCUGGCAAACAACGACAAACUAGCAGAACUAAUGAAGAUCAGCGAGCGAUGGGACACGGGGCCACAAAAGCCUGGUUCCAAGAUCGCUUCUGCGAACGGAUCGGGCGGCGAGCAGUACCGUCUUAAUGCCACGCUGCUUCACGAUCUACGUGCUCCUUUACGCAGCUUACUUGAUGAGAACCAUCAGGUUUUCAUGUUCAAACUUGACAAACAGACAGCUGACAUCAAGGAUGCUGUCAAGGAUUCCGAGACGCGCAUCAUAUGGGCCUUCAACAGCAAGUUCCGACUGGUCAAGGAUCUGCACAUGCAAUAUAUCUGGAAAGAAAUGAAAUGGCCAACAAGUGUCAAGACGUUAUACUUCAUUGCAGAACUCCAUGAUUAUUACGCGAACCAUUUCUCCCGCCUGCGUCGUGGUACUGUUUUCCCACACGCCACAUCGUGUGAUUCAUCCUUGGUGGUGCAAAUCGCACCAUCAAGCCCCACUGGCUCCGUCAUGCCCAAAUCAGAAGGAGAACACCAUAAACAUCCUACUAUUGACCCUGCAGACAAGUGGUGCAUCAAAUACUUGACCGUUUUCUAUUUGCCAAGUUUAUCUGAAAGCUUCGACGUUGAUGCAAAUGGCUUGGUCAGUAUAAGGGAGGUGAACGACUUCACUUCCAUGAUACCUCAGGGUUGGAGUCUACUACAAGCACUUGCAUACUGGGCCGCAGGUUGGAGAGUGGAUAGCCAACAUUACCACACACGGAUUGAACAGGUCUUGGCGAGCAUGAUCGAUGCGCAAGCAGACGCACUACCAGAAAACAGGGGGUGUAUCGCCACAUACUUGAACGAUGUUGUCGAUGCCAUUACAGGGCUUGUCCGUUCUCUUGCAGAACUUGGAUCAGAGCAUUCGGACUUGGAUCUCGUGCAAUUGGCUGAUCAGCGUCGCAAGGCUCAGGAGAAGACGUUGGCGCAUAAACUUAACGACACGAAGUAUGAAAUCGACUCCAAAGAUUCUCUCAAACUCUUCGAAUCUGGCCGCAUCGAAAAUUUCUUGCUGCCUUUACUUUACCUCGUAAUCAGCAGGCAUUUACAGAUCAUGAAGCUCGCCAGUACAGUGAUUCUGGUGGAGAGAGAACUCGUGUUUGCAACUCAAACCAUAUGGAAUAUCUUCGGUGGGGUAAAUCAGCGUGUGGAGCAACUGGCAGGUGCGUUUCAACUGUGUCGUGAUAAGUCGUCUCCUUCCACCAUUGCAGAAUCAUUUCGCCAACAGGGCAUCGAUCCAAAGGUGAGAUUCAAGUGGUAUGCGCAUGGCUUGUACGACUUUCGGUACAGUUCAGAACAAAUUACACGCGACACAGAAUACUGGGAAACCCACUGUGACGAUUUCGGGUUUGAUGACACUGAACUGGAGAUUGAUGCGACAGCGCUGAAGCUUGGUCCCUUUUGUCCGACAGAGGACCGGGAACUGUUGGAAAGGCCUGUGACGUUUGUUGCAUUGUGUGCUGGCCAACAACCUGCAGACCCCAAGGAAGAAUAUAUCCGUUUGUGGUGUAUGAAUGCGCUCCACACUGACAAAUGGCAGAGCUCCUACCCUCAUGAUGUGCCGUCUUACCUAUCAUCGAAGGACAAAAAAAGGUUCAAUAUCCUGUGCCAAGAGCUGCCGCCUGCAGACGUCGAGCGCUGGGAUUCAUUAGCUGAACUCCAUCUGCGCAGCCGAUUGUUCGAGUGUCAGUGCGAUGCAUGUCAUUACCUUGUCACCGAUGUGGCCCACCGUUGUUUAGACUGCGAGAAGGAUGAUUAUGAUCUGUGUGCAGAAUGCGAAUCUCUGCCGGUUUCAAAACACAAAUACCCAUCCAACCACAAGUCGACACACAACAUGCUUGUUUUCCGUGCCUCGCUACCAUCUGUCGUCUAUGGAAGAGCCCGCUAUCAUGCCAGAAAUACGCUGCUCCAGGCAGCACCAGAACUUCCGCAUUCGACAGAGGCCACUCAAGAGGACGUGUCUACUACCUCUGUCAAUUUUGAGGAAGAUAAGGAGAAGUCACGCGGAGAUGCGAUACCACAACCUCAGUUACGAAUGAGGGAUGCCCAUACUUGUGCCGAAUGCGGCGUCAAACUGGGCAUUUAUUAUGCAUGCCUUCAUUGCGCAGAACACACCCUGAUUACCCUAUGUGGCGAUUGCGCAUUCCGCGAUGUAUUCGACGUGGUCACACAGCACCACCCUUAUAAACACUGGCUGGUCAAGAUCAAAGACAAGGUUCAAGACACAAAUGGAACCUACGACGAACCUAUUGAUAACUUGGACAAGACAAGUGCUUUGGCAUCGCUUUCGUCUGGCUCACGAGUCGACCACUUGAAUCUGGUCGCAAUGGUUGAAUCUCGCUUUACUGAGCUUGAUCUCCGUAUUAGUAGCCUUGCCACCCAGGUUGACCAGCUUGUGCGUAGUCUAGCUGAAUUGACGGGAAAAGCACAACCUCUGUCGGGGUCCGUGAUUGGUUCAUAAAGCAGUCUGUUAUCAAUUCCCUUUUUUUUUCUGAUUCUCAUGUAUUAAUAUCUGUCUCCAAGUCGUGACCUUGUGUAGAUAUUCCAUGUAGCGGCGCCAAUUACAAUCCUGUGUCCUUUGUCCUUCGCACAUGAUAACGAUGAAAUA